Molecule: messenger RNA, 1515 nt
Organism: Trametes versicolor FP-101664 SS1
Lineage: Eukaryota; Fungi; Basidiomycota; Agaricomycetes; Polyporales; Polyporaceae
Product: FolC bifunctional protein
Exons: 10
Coding region: 1-1515 (504 amino acids)
Biological process (GO): tetrahydrofolylpolyglutamate biosynthetic process
Cellular component (GO): mitochondrion; cytosol; cytoplasm
Molecular function (GO): tetrahydrofolylpolyglutamate synthase activity; ATP binding
Source: RefSeq, a predicted model, not a curated record
AUGGCGACGAGAACGUACCGGGAAGCGGUCGACCAUCUCAACUCGCUGCAGUCCAAUGCCGCGACCUUGGAAGCGGUUCGGGCCUCAGGUGGGCGGCUUAGCCAGUUUGCCAUCCCCGAGAUGGUCGAGUACUUGGGUAGAAUAGGGUACAGCACGUCCGACUUAAACAAGUUGAACGUAAUUCAUAUCACCGGCACGAAGGGCAAGGGCUCUACCUCCGCUUUCACAGACUCUAUCAUUCGUCGUGCACGCCCGGACUGGAAGACUGGGUUGUACACUUCGCCGCACCUGGUGGCCGUCCGUGAACGUAUUCGCGUCAAUGGCGCACCAAUAUCGGAAGAAGUGUUUACGAAAUACUUCUUCGAGGUCUGGGACAAACUGAAAGAUAAUACAAAGACCGUGAAUCCACAAACGCCGCUCAUGCCUGGUUAUUUCCGUUUUAUCACGCUCCUCGCUUUACAUACGUUCCUUGAGCUUCAAGUCGACGCGACGAUCUUGGAGGUCGGCGUGGGUGGAAGAUACGAUAGCACCAACAUCGUUCCUAAGCCGAUCGUGACCGGAAUUACCGCGCUCGGUUUAGACCAUACCGCUAUUCUCGGCAAGACCCUGCAAGACAUUGCAUGGCAGAAGGGCGGCAUCUUCAAGGAAGGUGUCCCAGCGCUGACAGUCGAGCAACCGGAGGAAGGCGUGACGGUGCUACGGGAACAAGCGCAAGAAUUGAAGGCGUCCGAGUUUGUUAUCAUCCCACAAGUGACGGGACUUUCGGAAAUCAAGCUCGGUCUGGCGGGAAGACAUCAGUACCAGAACGCGACCCUCGCCGUGCACCUUGCCAAGAAAUUCAUUGCCACGCAGACAUCGGAUUCCCUUGAGGGCGACCUCCCGCCCGUGUUCGUCGAAGGACUGAAGUCUACGAAGUGGCCGGGACGCUGCCAAACGGUCACAGAUCCCACACACGCAGGCACCACCUGGUUCCUCGACGGAGCGCACACCCUCGAGAGUCUGCAAUGCUGCAUGGAGUGGUAUGUCAGCCCUGAUGCCGCGCUCAGGACAUCUCCACAGUUUGAAAAUCGCUCACGCGUCCUAAUUUUCAACUGCACAAAUGGCCGCUCUGGGAACACGUUCCUCGGCGCGAUGCUCAAGGGCGCAGCGGAUCAGCUCAAGACACAGGGCGCCGCCGAUACAGACACUGCGGCGUUGUUUGACCAGGUCGUUUUCUGUGCCAAUGUCACGUACGCGGACGGCGGGUUCAAGGGCGACCUAACAACGCUCGCUAUCCCCGAGGCUGACCUCGCGCAUCUGAAGACGCAACACGAACUUGCCGACGCGUGGGCGUCCCUCGUCCCGUCUUUCCCGAAGGAGAACAUCCACGUCCUCCCGUCCAUCGAGCACGCUGUGAACGUCGUGCGCCAGUUGGGCGCUUCGGCUGGGAAAGAUGUCGACGUCCUCGUCGCCGGCAGCUUGCACCUCGUCGGGGGAGUCAUCGAGGUCGCUGGACUGUCGGACGUCGCUCUUUAA